Opisthocomus hoazin is the source of this 1086-nucleotide messenger RNA. Lineage: Eukaryota; Metazoa; Chordata; Aves; Opisthocomiformes; Opisthocomidae. The record is from RefSeq and is a predicted model, not a curated record.
AUGAUGACAGAUUUUACAGCAGAUCAUACGUGGUUACAACUGCAGCACGAACUAAGCUUGCGGAAACUAAUAGAGGGUUCAGAGUAUCAAGGGGAACUGAAGUAUGACUUCAAUAUAAAAGGGGAGCUGCGGCAUCUGGAUACAAAUGAGUCCUUUGUUUUCAAUUAUUACAAGAAUGCACAUGAGCAGAAUCAUAAACGCUAUCAAGUUUUGGGACAUUUGAUUACCAAAUAUGUUUAUGAGCUCCUGGAAAGACUCUGCAUGCUGCAGAAAGUUUACAUUCCUACUGAUGCUACAGAGGAUGAACCAAGAAGUUUCUUUUUCAUGAGCGAGAACGCACUAACAACUUCCUCUAGCCUAACUGUCCUUCUUCAAGACCAUGGAGUUUUCCGUGCUGGACAGUGGGGGCAAAGGACGAUUGUCAGUGAGGGCCUGGAGCACGGAACACAAAUACCAUUCAUCAAAAGGGCCCUUCAAAGCCACGGGGGAGUGAUUGUGCUGAAUCCCAAUGACAACUUCGUUGAUCCGAAGACCGAAAAGGAGAGGUUAAGCUUUUCUACCAGGGAGGAAUCACUGAGGCAGUCCAUGUGGUGUAUCCCCAAGAGGGGCAGCAGCAGCCCUGAGGAGCAUACCCUGUAUGUAUGGGAUCAUUUCAUUUCAAAGAGCGCAGCCAAGGAUGUGGCCUUCAUUGCCCACGGCUACGGUGGCUUGGUGUUUGUUGAUCUGCUGGUGCAGAGAAAAUGGGAGGUCAUGAAUAAAGUGUACUCUGUGGCAUUCAUCGAUUCCAGGCACAACACGCAGCACCAGGCUAGAAGCGAUCCACAAACACAAGCAUGGAUACAGCAAUACUGCCGUGAAUGGGUGUUGAACAGUAAGCCUCUAGACAAAGCGGUAGGUUCUCUCGUGAAAGUGAACUGUCCUACUGUCUCUGCUGGAACGGAAAAGUACGGUUUAGCACCCUCCUGCUGCUUACCUGCUGUCUUUAAGUACCUGAAGAGCGCACUGAAAGCCAAGACCACGCCAGCCUUUAGGCAUUCACCUGUUGCAACCAGAAGCAGCACAAGUAAGAAGAGAGGCAAUAAAUAA